AACUUUACUUAUCGCGCAUGCAAACGAACUAAUUUCCGUUUUUAAGACUGUGAACUUGACGGCCAAAAUGACCUACGAACCAGGCAAAUAUCCAAGGGAAUACAAUCCAAAAGUCCAUGGUCCCUAUCACCCAGGACGCUUUUAUGGAAAACCUGACACUCCAUUGGCAGAAGUCAAGCUUGGUGAAUUAGGAAGUUGGCUGUCUAGAAGGAACAAGAGCCCAAAUGCAAUCUGGGGGGCUAUACAUCGAGGUUAUUGGCAAUGGGCAAGUAAAUACUACCAUGUUAGACUGCCAGGAUUUGUUCCUUAUGCCCAGGUUAUAAUGGGCUUAUCUGCAUACUACUUUUUUUAUUUGUAUGCUGACAGAAAAUACCACAGACAUGCCAGGUACCAUUAAUAAUGGAAGCAACUGAUAGAAGUUGCUUAAAACAACACUGUCCUACAACUAGUGAAUCAUAUGCUGUAAAGACUUAGCCAGCACCUUUUUUUUUGUGAUUGUUAUAAUUGAAGAUUAAAAGUCAAAUAGGUUUAUUUUA
This is a messenger RNA of Physella acuta, 536 nucleotides long. Its product is annotated as putative ATP synthase subunit f, mitochondrial. Gene Ontology annotation, molecular function: proton-transporting ATP synthase activity, rotational mechanism. NCBI's taxonomy places the organism in Eukaryota, Metazoa, Mollusca, Gastropoda, Physidae. Gene Ontology annotation, biological process: proton motive force-driven mitochondrial ATP synthesis. The record is from RefSeq and is a predicted model, not a curated record. Gene Ontology annotation, cellular component: proton-transporting ATP synthase complex.